This is a messenger RNA of Piliocolobus tephrosceles (Ugandan red Colobus), 1438 nucleotides long. RefSeq names its product telomeric repeat-binding factor 2-like. The transcript is spliced from 2 exons. Gene Ontology annotation, molecular function: double-stranded telomeric DNA binding; telomerase activity; protein homodimerization activity. Gene Ontology annotation, cellular component: chromosome, telomeric region; nucleus; shelterin complex. Gene Ontology annotation, biological process: protein localization to chromosome, telomeric region; negative regulation of telomere maintenance via recombination; negative regulation of telomeric D-loop disassembly. NCBI's taxonomy places the organism in Eukaryota, Metazoa, Chordata, Mammalia, Primates, Cercopithecidae. The record is from RefSeq and is a predicted model, not a curated record.
GGCGGGGAGGGCGCGCGGUGAUCCGACGCGAUGGAUGGCGGGAGGAGGCGGAAGCAGCGACGGCAGUGGGCGGGCAGCUGGCAGGUGGGCGUCCCGCAGUAGCGGGCGGGCCCGGCGGGGGCGCCACGAGCCGGGGCUGGGGGGCCCGGCGGAGCGCGGCGCGGGGGAGGCAAGGCUGGAAGAGGCAGUCAAUCGCUGGGUGCUCAAGUUCUACUUCCACAAGGCGCUGCGGGCCUUUCGGGGUAGCCGGUAGGGGGACUUCAGACAGAUCCGGGACAUCAUGCAGGCUUUGAUCAUCAGGCCCUUGGGGAAGGAGCACACCGUGUCCCGAUUGCUGCGGGUUAUGCAGUGUCUGUCGCGCAUUGAAGAAGGGGAAAAUUUAGACUGUUCCUUUGAUAUGGAGGCUGAGCUCACACCACUGGAAUCAGCUAUCAAUGUGCUGGAGGCGAUUAAAACGGAAUUUACACUGACAGAAGCAGUGAUCGAAUCCAGUAGAAAACUGGUCAAGGAGGCUACUGUCAUUAUUUGUAUCAAAAACAAAGAAUUUGAAAAGGCUUCAAAAAUUUUGAAAAAACAUAUGUCCAAGGACCCCACAACUCAGAAGCUGAGAAAUGAUCUCCUGAAUAUUAUUCGAGAAAAGAACUUGGCCCAUCCUGUUAUCCAGAACUUUUCCUACGAGACCUUCCAGCAGAAGAUGCUGCGCUUCCUGGAGAGCCACCUGGAUGAUGCCAAGCCCUACCUCCUCACGAUGGCCAAAAAGGCUUUGAAAUCUGAGUCCGCUGCCUCAAGUACAGGGAAGGAAGAUAAACAGCCAGCACCAGGGCCUGUGGAAAAGCCACCCAGAGAACCCACAAGGCAGCUACGGAAUCCUCCAACCACCAUUGGAAUGAUGACUCUGAAAGCAGCUUUCAAGACUCUGUCUGGUGCACAGGAUUCUGAGGCAGCCUUUGCAAAACUGGACCAGAAGGAUCUGGUUCUUCCUACUCAAGCUUCCCCAGCAUCACCAGCCCUCAAAAACAAGAGACCCAGAAAAGAUGAUAAUGAAAGUUCAGCCCCAGCUGAGGGUGAGGAUGGCUCAGAACUGCAGCCCAAGAACAAGUGCAUGACAAUAAGCAGAUUGGUCUUGGAGGAGGACAGCCAGAGUACUGAGCCCAGCGCAGGCCUCAACUCCUCCCAGGAGGCCGCUCCAGUGCCACCAUCCAAGCCCACCGUUCUCAACCAACCCCUCCCUGGAGAGAAGAAUCCCAAGUAUGAAGACCUUCUUUGUAGAAAUUUUGGGGCUGGUUGGUGGUCCUGGUUGGGCCUGGUAUUACUUCCAUGAAUGAAGUAACUUUCAGCUAAGUUACCACCAAGGCUUGCUCAGACUGCUAGAAUGUGACGCAGGAGCGGGCAGUGACGACGUAGCCAUCCCUGCCGGUUCUGAAGCCCCACAUGUGGG